UCUUCAAUAGAGACACUUCUCGGAGCUGUGUCAUCACAAAGCAUCAGUGAGUCGAACUCCAGUGUGGAAAUCAAAACGAGUGACGAAUAUAUUCUGAAUGGUCUCUUGACUGAUUUCUCGAGGGAAUAAUUCUGGAGGUCCCGCAAGCAAAAUUUUUAACAUUGAAGAUAUAUGUAUGUUGUGUAUGAUAAUUUAUAGUGCUUUAUGAUAACAAAACAAUGAAACAAAGAGAGAAAGAGAGAGAGAAAGAUACUAAAUCAAAAACAAGAAAAUAACACCAUAAGAACAAUAAAACAUAAUACUGAAGAGAUAUGUAAAUUCAAUGCAUGCAUUUACUAAAUACAAAGAGUUAUUGUAUUGAAGAAAGAGAGUGAAAAAAGAUAAUCUCCGGUAUUGUAUCUGUACAAAGGUAUAUUGAAACAUCAGUAAUCAAAUCUACUCCGGAUCACAAAAUUUCCAAUGAUGUUUUCAUCAGGCCUCAGCUGUAAUCUUUCAUUUCCUAGUUGUUUGGGCUAUCCACAAGAUAGUGAGGAGUUAAUUCCAAAAAUGGCACGUGAACCAAUUAUUCUUAAUGUAUAUGACAUGUAUUGGAUAAAUGAAUAUACCACACCUAUUGGCCUCGGUGUAUUUCAUUCAGGUGUAGAAAUAUAUGGAACAGAAUAUGCAUAUGGUGGUCACACUCAGCCAAGAAGUGGCAUUUUUGAAAUCACACCAAGAGUUGCUGAAGAACUGGGUGAACAAUUUAGAUAUAGGCAAUCUGUUCAUAUUGGAUAUACAGAUUUCACAGAAGAAGAUGUUCAAAGAAUUAUUGCAGAAUUGGGAAAAGAUUUCAGAGGAGACCGUUAUCACCUGAUGAAUAAAAAUUGUAAUCACUUUAGUAGUCAGUUUACACUGAUUUUGUGCGGGCAAGAGAUACCUGGUUGGGUAAAUCGUCUAGCGUAUUUCAGUUCGUGUGUACCAUUUCUUCAACGUUGUUUACCAAAAGAGUGGCUAACGCCCGACGCUCUGCAACACUCUCUAAGCCAAGUUAGUCAUCACGAAAGUACACCACCAUCGGAUACCUCGUUGUAACAUUUAGCCACUAAGCGAUCUAACACUAGGCGAGUUGAACUUUGCGAUCUACUAUACCGAGUUGAAAUACACGGUUCAGAAUAUUAUAGAAACACAGAAGAAGGAAGAAGAAAUACAAUUUAGAAAAUUAAACUUGGUGAAAAAAAUUGUUAAUAUUAAUUAGAAUUGGCUAUAUCGCCAAGAUUUGCAAAUCUGAGAAACUAAACCGUCAAGAUAAGGUACAAAUUUGAUAUUGUACACUUGAAUGCGACAAUUAGUACCGGAGAAAUUGCCGCAUUGCUGCAACUAUCUUUUAAAACGGCAAUCUACAAUGUCGCAUGUGUUCUAUUUGUUGAAUAAUACAAUCAAGAUAUAUGAUAGUUACAUACACAAAAAUAGAAAGAUAUAAUUACAUAUAAUGUCAAAUCAUAAUGAACAGGAGAGAUUUGCCGAUAAGAACAAAAUUGUUACUCAGUAAUGAAGAACGUUUAUUGAAAUGAUUUUUUUUUUUUUUUUUUUAACUCUCUUUUAAGUACUCUUUUAAGUACUCUCUCUUAUUUCUCUUAUUUCUCUUAUUUCUCUUAUUUAUACUUGAGACUGUAAACUAUCGUUUUAAAAUAUAAUGUAUGUGUGAUUGGCUUAAAUAUUUAAUUUAUAUUUGCUUUUUAUAAUUAAUUUUUUAUACAUAGUGUUAAUAUAUAAAUUUUAACGAGGAAUAUAUUAUAUGGCUGACAAUAGAAACAAAUGAUACACAGGAAAGACUUGAAGUUGAGGUAUGCAGAAAUGAGUAUACCAAAAUUAUCAAAUCCAAACAACAAAUUUUUGAUUUGGAUAAUCUAAAAACUUGUACAUUUUUUUCUAUUACACUUUACUGAUUUCCUCGAAUCUAUAAAAAUUUAUGUUAUAAUGUGUGUAGCAAUAUUUUAGUUAAAAACAAAAUAUGGUAUAUCAGGAUAUACUCUUCUUGAUACUUUUAAUCCUUACAUAUAUUGUUUCUAUGUUAUACACAUUUGUGUUGUUUGUGUGAUUGAUUAUAUUCGUAUUGAGCGAUCAUGAUCUCUGUAGCAAAAGAAAAAUAAUUGAAUUUGGUUCAUUUGUUCAUUUCACUUGUCUUCUGAUCAAUAUAAACAUAGUGAUGUCCGUUGCGCAAUGUAAUCUAUACUAUAUUUGUAACAACCAAGAGCACAGAUAACUCUAUUUGUAUAUACGUAUAAUAUAUAUAAUGCAUUUUUAAUAUAUAAAGAUGUCAGAAUAAAUCGACGUUACAUCGUU
Molecule: messenger RNA, 2322 nt
Organism: Pseudomyrmex gracilis
Lineage: Eukaryota; Metazoa; Arthropoda; Insecta; Hymenoptera; Formicidae
Product: desumoylating isopeptidase 2
Exons: 7
Coding region: 460-1071 (203 amino acids)
Biological process (GO): protein deubiquitination
Molecular function (GO): deubiquitinase activity
Source: RefSeq, a predicted model, not a curated record